Molecule: messenger RNA, 2445 nt
Organism: Xiphias gladius (swordfish)
Lineage: Eukaryota; Metazoa; Chordata; Actinopteri; Istiophoriformes; Xiphiidae
Product: WD repeat-containing protein 48
Exons: 19
Coding region: 209-2242 (677 amino acids)
Biological process (GO): double-strand break repair via homologous recombination; protein deubiquitination
Molecular function (GO): ubiquitin binding
Source: RefSeq, a predicted model, not a curated record
CAGAGACCGGGGACAACCAGGUGCUAAGGCCUUACAUCAGUUGAUUUCACUGUCGAGCCGAGGGAGGAGUUCAUCAAGGAAAUCACCUGCUGCGUGAGCUCGAGCUGGAAUCAAACCCUGCCGCACUCGAAUGAACCUUAAAACGGACGCGGCUUGGCGUCAGCUGCUUUUUCAUGUCCAUCACAUGAAUUGACUGUCAACAUGCAAGAUGGCCACGCAUCACAGGCAAAAUGCUGCUGGGCGGAGAAAAGUACAGGUGUCAUAUGUCAUUAGAGAUGAGGUGGAGAAAUACAAUCGAAAUGGGGUGAAUGCACUCCAGCUAGACCCUGCGCUGAACCGGCUCUUCACUGCUGGGAGGGACUCUAUCAUCCGGAUAUGGAGUGUUUACCAGCACAAGCAGGACCCGUACAUUGCCUCUAUGGAGCAUCACACAGACUGGGUUAAUGACAUAGUUCUUUGUUGCAAUGGAAAAACAUUGAUAUCUGCCUCAUCAGAUACAACAGUCAAAGUAUGGAAUGCACACAAAGGGUUCUGUAUGUCAACGUUACGAACACACAAGGACUAUGUGAAGGCUUUGGCCUACGCUAAGGACAAGGAGCUGGUGGCGUCUGCAGGUCUGGACCGGCAGAUCUUUCUUUGGGAUGUGAACACACUAACAGCACUCACUGCUUCCAACAACACUGUUACCACCUCUUCAUUGAGUGGGAACAAGGACUCUAUCUACAGUCUGGCUAUGAAUCAGAUGGGCACAGUCAUUGUAUCUGGAUCCACAGAAAAGGUUCUAAGAGUAUGGGAUCCUCGAACAUGCGCAAAACUGAUGAAGCUAAAAGGUCACACAGACAACGUCAAGUCGUUGCUGUUGAAUCGAGAUGGCACUCAGUGUCUGUCGGGCAGUUCAGACGGGACUAUCCGCCUGUGGUCACUCGGCCAGCAGAGGUGUAUCGCCACCUACCGGGUGCACGAUGAAGGGGUGUGGGCCCUGCAGGUCAAUGAGGCCUUUACACAUGUCUAUUCUGGAGGCAGGGACAAAAAGAUCUACUGCACUGACCUGCGUAACCCAGACAUCCGUGUGCUAAUCUGUGAGGAAAAGGCCCCGGUGCUCAAAAUGGAACUGGACAGAUCUGCUGACCCGCCUCCAGCAAUCUGGGUCUCAACCACCAAGUCAUCCGUUAAUAAAUGGUCUCUAAAGGGAAUGCACAACUUCAGAUCAUCAGGAGAGUAUGACAACGACUGCAGUACCCCUCUGACACCACUGUGUACUCAGCCAGAGCAAGUUAUCAAAGGAGGUGCCAGUAUUAUCCAGUGCCACAUUCUGAAUGACAAGAGACACAUACUCACCAAAGAUACCAACAACAAUGUGGCUUUCUGGGAUGUCCUAAAGGCUUGCAAGGGUGAAGAUUUGGGGAAAGUGGAGUUUGAUGAAGAGAUUAAAAAGCGUUUCAAGAUGGUCUAUGUGCCAAAUUGGUUCUCUGUUGAUCUGAAAACUGGGAUGCUCACUAUCACAUUGGAUGAGAGCGACUGCUUCGCCGCCUGGGUGUCUGCAAAGGACGCAGGGUUUUCAAGCUCUGAUGGAUCCGAUCCAAAGUUGAACCUGGGUGGACUGCUCCUGCAGGCUCUGCUAGAGUUUUGGCCCAGGACUCGCAUUAACCCCAUGGAUGAGGAAGAGAACGAGGUGAACCAUGUGAAUGGAGAGCAGGAGAACAGGGUCCAGAAAGGAAAUGGAUAUUUCCAAGUGCCACCACACACACCAGUUAUCUUUGGGGAAGCAGGAGGCAGAACUCUAUUCAGGUUGCUAUGUAGAGAUUCAGGUGGAGAGACUGAAUCCAUGCUGCUGAAUGAGACAGUCCCACAGUGGGUUAUUGACAUAACAGUAGAUAAAAAUAUGCCCAAAUUCAACAAAAUCCCAUUCUACCUCCAGCCCCAUUCUUCUUCUGGUGCAAAAACUCUAAAGAAGGAUCGUCUCUCGGCCAGUGACAUGCUCCAGGUGAGGAAGGUGAUGGAGCACGUUUACGAGAAAAUCAUCAACCUGGACAAUGAGUCGCAGACCACCAGCUCCACGGCGAACGAUAAGCCCGGGGAGCAGGAGAAGGAGGAGGACAUGGCCAUGCUAGCCGAGGAGAAGAUUGAGCUCAUGUGUCAAGACCAGGUUCUGGAUCCCAACAUGGACCUGCGAACAGUUAAACAUUUUAUCUGGAAAAGCGGAGGGGACUUGACGCUUCACUAUAGGCAGAAGUCCACGUGAAAGUCAGAAUUUUUAAAACAAGAACUCUUCAUUUGCCAAUCACCACCCACCUCUGACAUAUAGUACCCUAAGCCCCCAUUAUGUGGUCAACAGUCGCAGUAUCAAUGAGAAUCCAGUAAAAUUUGUGAGGACAUGGCUCACGGUGUAUCAUAGGGAACUGACCAUAACAGGCCGGAGCAGCCCACAGACACCUGGGAGACAAG